GUGUCUCUCCCCCAUUCCGUCGCCUCGCGCGCAGGUGCCACGUUCCUAACGCGCCGAGAGCUUUAAAGCGCGCGCAUCACGCAGACACCAUGGCGGAGGAUCCGCAGCGCGCGGACGCACAGCAGCACCCGGAGUGUCUGAGCGGACGGAGGGAGACAGAUAAAGACCGCGAGCGAGAGGGACAGGGGGACGGGGGAAGUGGAGAGGAGAGACAAGAGGAAAAAGAGGGACAGGGAUCCGGAGAGACUUUCACCAUGGAGCAUGAGAUGAAGAUCAGCGACGUGGAGGAGAAAGAUCUUCUAGAAAGCAGUCUGCGCCUGAAACCCCACGAGGCUCAAAGUUAUCGGAAGAAAGCAUUGUGGGUAUCAUGGGUGUCCAUCGUGGUGACGCUGAUCCUCGCCAUCGCGGCAUUCACUGUUUCUACGAUGAGAAGCAGCGCCUCUGCGUUCGGCUUUGCUUUUGACGCCACACUAGACGUCCUGAGCUCCAUCAUCGUGGUGUGGCGUUACAGCAACGCAGCGGCCGUGCACUCGGCACACAGAGAGCACAUAGCUUGUGUGGUUUUGGGAGUGGUGUUUGUCCUGUCCGCUCUAACCAUACUGGUUAAGGCCAUCAACGCUCUCGCCAUCAAAGUGCUCCCUGAAGUGGACGACUUCCUCUACAGCGUGUCCGUGCUCAGCGGCCUGGUGUGCACAAUUCUGGCCGUGAUAAAGUGCAUGCUGGGUAAAGUGCUCACCAGCAGGGCACUCAUCACUGAUGGCUUUAACUCAUUUGUGGGCGGAGUUAUGGGUUUCUCCAUCCUCAUCAGCGCUGAAGUGUUUAAGCACAACCCGCAGGUUUGGUAUUUGGAUGGCGCCAUUGGUGUACUGAUUGGACUCACCAUCCUCGCUUAUGGCAUCAAGCUGCUGAUUGACAUGGUCCCCCGAGUGAGACAGACCAGACACUAUGAGCGCUUCGAGUAGGAUCAACAGCGCACAGUGAAGACUGGACUCUAUUUGCAUACACCCACGCACACUUUGAAGAGACUCUUGCUAAGAAGAGAAACACUCACCUUGGCACGCACACUCCCAUACACAUACCCAACAUAUAUAUAUAUACAAUGCAUCACAGAAACCCCUUUCAUCAUUUCCAACAUCACCCCUGCUCUGUGAAGACAGCUUCGAGGAAAACGAGGACGAAGUGGAACAGGAACAACAAAAGUCCUGAAGAUAUGAAACUGGGUCGAAGAAGCGUCCUUCAUGGGUGUGGCAAAUCUACCGCGGCUGAUUUUAAUCUCGUUUCCAAAGGACAUCACUGUAUUAAUAAUACCGAGCUAUUGAGUGUGUGUAUGUGUGUGUUUAUCCUUUGUGAAAAUGACAAAGCGUUUGUUUUGCAGUGAAAAAAAUCUUAUAGACUUCUAACUCGUGACCGGGAGACUGGAGUGUCUGGAGAGAAAUAGAAACGGAAAGAAGAAAGAGAGAGAGAAUGAGAUAUUUUAGCUUGGACACAGUUCUAUAUUUAGCAUUCAUUCAUCUUUAGCAGGAUCCUUGUCUGCACCUCGAGCGACAAACGAAGAAGCAGCUGCCGUGCUGUUACAGUAACUCAAAUUCUAUAUCAUCUGGACAUUUUUCUUCCUUUAAUGUGAUUAAGGGGUGUGGAUUUCUUUGCCAGGAGGAGCGCUACCUCUUUACAAGCCAGUCAGGUGCAAGAUGAUCACAUCCUGCAGAGAGAGAAAAAAAAAAUGGACAGUUACGUAUUAAACGAAAAAAAAAAAUGUGAUUGAACCAACCGGUACAAGAAGCACACUUGUACAAAACGGUCCAAGAGAGUUUACAACAGCACAGAAAGAUUAGCACAAUAUUAUUAAAUCUUAAUAGUGUACAUAACACACUUAUAUAGUUAUAACUACAUUGGUCUAAAGGUCAAAGUUUAAUUUUCAAUUGUUAUGUAUAAUUAUACAAUGUUAAUUAUAGAUUUAUGGGUAGUUGUAGUAGUAGUAGUAG
Molecule: messenger RNA, 1982 nt
Organism: Clarias gariepinus (North African catfish)
Lineage: Eukaryota; Metazoa; Chordata; Actinopteri; Siluriformes; Clariidae
Gene: tmem163b
Product: transmembrane protein 163b
Exons: 8
Coding region: 90-962 (290 amino acids)
Cellular component (GO): synaptic vesicle membrane
Molecular function (GO): zinc ion binding
Source: RefSeq, a predicted model, not a curated record